GGCGCUUCCCGGAAGUGGUCGCUAACCAUCAUGGCUGCCUUGACUUCCACUAGCGGACCCUCCCCCAUCUGGCGGCUCCUUUCAGCGGUGCAUCUGUCGGCGAUACAACCCAGACAGACCCUGCGGAUGAGGACAAUGAUUGCAUCUUAAAAUAUUCAAAGAAGCCGGAUUAAAUUCGUCUCGUGCAUGAGGAGCGUUACUCUGCUGCAGACCCACACAGCCUGAAGCCAUCCUGCCAAAUCUGGGACCAUGUCUGGAGCUUACGACGAGUCCGCCAGCCAGGAGGAGACCACAGACAGCUUCUGGGAGGUUGGGAACUACAAACGUACGGUGAAGAGGAUUGAUGAUGGUCACCGGCUCUGCAAUGACCUCAUGAACUGCAUCCAGGAGCGUGCCAAAAUCGAGAAGGCCUACGCCCAGCAGCUGACCGAGUGGUCCAAGAGAUGGAGGCAACUCGUGGACAAAGGGCCUCAGUACGGCACAGUGGAGCGAGCAUGGACGGCUACAAUGACGGAGGCGGAGAAGGUGAGUGAGCUUCACCAAGAAGUGAAAAACCACCUGAUCAACGAAGACUUUGAGAAGGUGAAGAACUGGCAAAAAGACUCGUACCACAAACAGAUGAUGGGAGGAUUCAAGGAAACCAAAGAGGCAGAGGAAGGCUUCAAGAAGGCGCAGAAACCCUGGGCCAAGAAGCUGAAAGAGCUGGAGACUGCCAAGAAGUCCUUCCACAUGGCCUGUAAAGAGGAGAAGCUGGCGUCCACCAGAGAGGCCAACAGUAAGGGAGAAGCCUCUGUGACGGCCGACCAGCAGAAGAAACUCCAAGAGAAGGUGGAGAGGUGCAAACAGGACUCCCAGAAGGCAAAGGAGAAGUAUGAGAAGGCUCUGGACGAGCUGAAUAAGUGCUCUCCUCAGUACAUGGAAAGCAUGGAGCAGGUGUUCGAUCAGUGCCAGCAGUUUGAAGAGAAGAGGCUUAGCUUCCUCAGAGAGGUGCUGCUGGACGUCAAACGUCAUCUUAACCUCGCGGAAGACCAAAGUUAUGCUACAGUGUACAGAGAACUUGAACGCACCAUCACAUCAGCCAGCGCGGAGGAAGAUCUGAAGUGGUUCAGCAACACUAACGGUCCCGGCAUGCAUAUGAACUGGCCGCAAUUUGAGGAAUACAACCCCGACCUAACUCAUAAGAUCUCCAACAAAGAGAAGUCAAAGAAGAGCAGCGAUGGAGUCAUGCUGACUCACGUCACAACAGCAGUCGACCACGCUCAAACCUCAGACCGAGGAAGUGUCAGCAGCUACGAGAAGAACCAGGCAUUCACGGGCUCCACCGAGUGGUCGGACGAGGACCAGACGGCCCUGAACUCGGGCAACGACACCAACGGAGGGUCGAACCCUUUUGAUGAAGAAGAGGGGAAAGGCGUGAGAGUGAGAGCACUGUACGACUACGACGGCCAGGAGCAGGACGAGCUCAGCUUCAGAGCAGGAGAUGAACUGCUGAAGCUGGAGGAUGAGGACGAACAAGGCUGGUGUAAAGGACGCCUAGAGAACGGCAAGCUGGGUCUGUACCCGGCCAAUUACGUAGAGCCGAUUUAAGUGGACUAGCUGAGAAACGCUUUCCUCUUUAGAGGGGAAAACCCUCCGUUCAUAACACUGCACAUUGCCAGAGACUUGAAAGCAAAGCUUCCUCUUCCUGUUUGGGCACAGUGAGCACUCUUCAUCAUCUCAGCACUCAUCACAGAGACACAAGACUGAAACAGGAUCAUCUCCAAACAUGGAAACUAAAUAUUUAAGACGGUCUGUGUGUAGCUGUGUUUGAGUUCAGAUGUGACGCUAACAUGCCAUUCAGUGUGUUCUCUCAUCUUUAUAUUGAUAUGGUAUCAUCAGUUGUGCCUGGAUAGCCUGACUGAGCUAUGCAUUGUGCAUUUCAUGUAUAUAUUUGAAUCUUUUUUACAGUCUGGAUGCUUGUACAGUUGUUUUCUCAUUGGAUAGUGUUUUCUUUUCUUUGUGGAAUAUUUACAUGUUUAGCAUCGCAGGAAUAGUCUGACAUGUUGGGCAAAUGUGCUUUGCUUCAAACUGCAUCAAGGUUUUAUUGAAGAGCAAGAUGAGAGGAUGAGAAGCUACAGCCUGAACCUGGUUAGCUAAGAUUAGCACAGAACAGUAAUAAGGGUAUUAGAUAGUUAAAGAUAAGUGAAGAUGAAACAUAAAGUGAAAGCUGGGGAAAGGUACUGGUACAUGUCAGCAUUUUAAUAUAGACACAAAGCCAGCUAUUGCAACUUUCCCACUUAAUAUCUUCACACAGUUCAUGCAGGAAAUAGAGUCUUCAAAAACAAAAAUAACAUAGCCUCUUCCCCUGCCUUCUCUUUAUGCUAAGCUAAGCUAACCUACAACUGGACGGCUGUUUCAUAUUCAAUGUGAAAUCAGUUUAAGUUUGGUAUUGCUCUACUCGUCUUACUCUCUGCAAGAUGGUGAGAAAGCAUAUUUUCAGUUAUGUUGAACUACACCUUUAAUGCUGUCAGUUUUCCUACUUCACUUCGCAGCAUGUCACAAUAAUCCAGUCUCAAGGCAGCUCAUUAGAAUAGUAACAGAAUAUAAAAUCCAGAGGUUUGUUUACGUGGAGAGUAACUUCCUUUUCUUGUGUGUUGGUUAACAUUAAGGAUGUUCCGAAACGAGAAGUGUCCUCGUUAUUCAAACGUAAAUUUCAAUUCCGGCUAACCCAGAAGUUUAAAGAUAAAAAAAAAACACUCUGAAAACAUUUAAAAUUGUGUGUUAAUGAGUGUUACAAUGUGGUUUAAGUUAGAAGAGCUAGCACCACCACCUUCAGUUAUCUUUCCAUAUUAUUGUCCACAUGUCUGUUCUGGUUACACAUUGUUCCAGUCGUGAUACGCAAGUUUAACCAAACACAGCCUACAUACAUCUCUAUCCCCAUUCUCUAGAUCAAAAUACUGACAAACCACGCCACACUACAAGAUCUAUUCUGACAUCUGUGCUUGUUUACAUACAGGUAAUUAAGUAUUAGAGCAUUAUGAUGCUUGAGUUACAGACAAGGCUAGUGGCGGGUGGCUGCGCUAUGGCUUUAAGAUAAUACAGGACUGGCAUUUCAGGCCUAGAAUAAUCAAAGUAUUAAUAGCUUGUGGAGCUGGCUAGUAAUUCUGGUACUGACUAAUGAGGGUGAUGACGUCUUAUUAUUAUUCGACUAAACGCUCAUCCCUUGUCAGCAUAGAUUUCAAUCUGUGCUCACCGGAUUGGAGGACUGCAAGAAAUAUAAGAAACAUUACUCAGUCAGGUGACGAAGUAUGAAAAGGGACAAAGUCCAAUGGGAAGGUGGUCGAGGAGUUGGAACAGGAAGCCUGGGUUCAUGUCUAACUUAAGACCAUAAGGCAACAUUUAUUUGUUGUUUUGCCACAUAAUUUACAUCACAUAAUGAGAGUACCUGUUUUUCAUCUUUCAGAAAUAGAAUUUUGAACUGAAGCCACAAGUUUUCUGAAGUUUUUUGGUAAAUUAACAAGAAAAAAUGUUGGUUAUGUGAAAAAGAUUUGAGAUUGGGCUGAAGUUCUCCUUGCCCUUCAUGAAGAUUGACGCAGACUUUCAUGUAACAGGCAGAAAUAUAUUUAAACUGAAAUACAUACAUUAGGUAUUCUGCUGUCUAAUAAUCUUGCCUGUAGACAUACAUCUUUGGUUUAUAGUUCUGUAACUAUUUUAGAAACUGCCUUGAGACUGGGAUGAACUGCAUUAGCAUUUGAAACAAGAUUUGAGCUGAGCUCCUAUUUGAAAUGGAAAUAUGGACUCUACCAAAAUAAGGAUUGUUUACAUUCGCCGCCACUGUCUGACCUGCCUCUAACAAGGUGCCUGUUGUAUCUAUCACCUGUCAAUACUUUUCUCUGUCUCUCUUGUCUUUAUGCUCAAACUGUGUUCGCAGAAGCCACAAAGAAAAUCUGCCUUUGUGUGGAGCUUCAUUUAAACCACAGUUUAUUUAUUUCAUUCGCUGGAACAUUUCUGCAGUUAAUGAGGAUUGUUUACUACGUCAGUGACUCAGCAUUAUCUGCUCCCAGCUCCUCUCUCUGUGAUUAUGUGCAUGCUGAUGUCCACCACACUCUGUUUACCGCUCUCAUCUGAACUGAUCCAGUGCAUGGCCGAAAUUUAUCCCACCAAACUCCUGACGGUUUCUUUAUCAAAUUAAAAACCUUAUUGUAUUUGUUUGUAUUAAGUAACACGGACGCUCAUGAUUGGUCUGUUUUACCAUAAACCACGCUGUAUUAAAUAUCAGCUAAAGUGAAAUAUUUUUGUUUGAAUCCUAAGAAUCUAAACCAGACAAAGCUUAUGAGUGCAUGUGGCAGUACAGUAUUCGUUAAAUGAGAUUGGUCCGUUUCUCCGGGUAACCCCAGGUGUUGAUGAAAACUACACCCUUUGUUGACAAGGAAAACGGGUGUUCUCUUACUGACGCUGGCAGAAAAAACUGCAACGAGCGCUGCACAAGAAAGAAGAAAGAGGAUCUGUCUCUGAAAUAUUGAUGAGACUGUUGCCUUUUUUUUCUGCUGCAAGAACAGAAGCUAAUUCUUUUUUUAAAUCCACGAGGGAGACGUUGCUUGUAGUGUUUAUGCUCCUGUAUGCUUUUAAAAAAACUGUUGCUCCUCGUAAACACUGGAUUCAGAAGGGUGAAAUAAAUAUUGCCUUAUCAAAUCUACCACCCUGACUCCCCAAAGACUCUCAACGUUCAGCGAAAGAGAGCUGGCUUCUAGAGAAUCCGCCACUGGCUCAGUUUACAGUGACACGACACACUGGCUCCCUUUGUUUGAAAGAAGACGAUAUGAAUACCAGUCAACAGUCUUUUAACUGUACUGAAGACAGAAAUUGGACAGUGAAACAGUGUACUGGGAAAGUGUAAAAGGUAAAACCACUGUGAAAACUCCUGUCAUACACUGAAGGGUGUAAAAAUCAUAUUUAAAAAAAAGAUGAAACUUCAAAAAAAGCUCCUGUUUUUUUCUCUCUGUUGCUCCUGCUGAAAACUUUGAUCUGCAAUGUUGGGGGAAAAACUUUGUGGAAGACUCGAGGGCUUUCUCUCUUUUCUUUUUAGCAUAGUGCUGUAAUUUCAAAACUGUAGUGCCUGUUCAUCUGCAUAAGCAAAAAUAAAAGAUGUCAUCAGAAAA
Molecule: messenger RNA, 5138 nt
Organism: Notolabrus celidotus (New Zealand spotty)
Lineage: Eukaryota; Metazoa; Chordata; Actinopteri; Labriformes; Labridae
Gene: pacsin1b
Product: protein kinase C and casein kinase substrate in neurons 1b
Exons: 10
Coding region: 250-1587 (445 amino acids)
Biological process (GO): regulation of endocytosis; neuron projection morphogenesis; plasma membrane tubulation
Cellular component (GO): cytoplasm; plasma membrane; endosome
Molecular function (GO): phospholipid binding; protein binding
Source: RefSeq, a predicted model, not a curated record